AGCACAAACAAUAGUUUCCGGUGGGCUGGUCUGACAGUUUGCAGCAACGAAGAAGAUAAACAAAAACUAGAUGGAAGUGUACAUUAUAGUUUAAAAGAAAAUGUUGCAAUUUUUGUUGGGAUUUACUUUGGGAAAUGUAGUUGGGAUGUUCCUGGCACAGAACUAUGAGGUCCCAAACAUUUCUAAGAAGAUUGAAGAGUUCAAGAGAGACGUGGAGGCUAAGAAGAAACCCCCGGGUUCCUGAAAUGGAGAGGAUACUUCAGUCAAGAGAUGAGGAGGUGGGGGGGGGGGAAUUAAACAUUGAGCAUCUGUUCAGUAUCUAAAUACUGUCUAUUAAUGCAACAUUUUGAAUUAAGUAGACCUGUUAAGCAAAUGGCGAUUUAUUAUCUUUUUUUUUUUUUUGUAAAAAGUUCCUCGAACAAUCAGCGUAGAACCGUAGAAUAGAAUGUUAAGAAAAUGGCACAACCCUUUGGAAAUGUUACAGGAGAAAACUGCAAGCCUAUAAACUAUUUAUCAUCAUCUGUUGGGAUUUGGCUUUUAUUAGAUACCUUUUGCUUAGUGUUGAAGACCCAGAAACCAGGAUUCCACAUGGAUUUCAAGAACCCCUUAUUUUUACAUGUAAUCCCAAGAUAGCCAUGGAUUGGUGAUUGAUGCAUUUCCCCAGUACGGUAUUAAUCCAGUUUAUCCCAGCGAAGAAUACAGUAGGAUUGAUUUAUAGUAAAUCAAGUUCUUGUAACUGAUUUCACAGAUGUGUGUAACUUCCAAACUGCUUUAAACAACACUGGGGCAUGUCAUUGCACUUUAGAAAGUGGGGUGUGUAUGUGCUCAUUCAUUGUACACCACACCCUGUGUAGGAGAAAUGCUGAAACUGUUAUUGUGACAAAGCAAAAACAGUGUGGGUCAUCAGUUAUCAAAUAGCUUUUAAUCAAGUAUUUAUAAAAAUAUGUUUUAAAGAAUAAACAUUAUUUUUCUGUUUUGA
Messenger RNA from Polyodon spathula (Mississippi paddlefish), 979 nucleotides. RefSeq names its product short transmembrane mitochondrial protein 1. The coding region runs from base 101 to 244 and encodes 47 amino acids. The record is from RefSeq and is a predicted model, not a curated record. The transcript is spliced from 3 exons. NCBI's taxonomy places the organism in Eukaryota, Metazoa, Chordata, Actinopteri, Acipenseriformes, Polyodontidae.